AUGGGAGAAAAGCAGGAAAAAUUGGAAUUGAUUGAUGAAAGCGAAAUUCAACAAGCUUCUCAAUCAAUGUUAGGUGAUGAUGCCCGCGUAGAAGCCGACAUAGUUUCACCAGAACUCACUGAAAUGGAAAGAAAAAAGCAAAAAAGAAUUACAAUAUUAUGUGCAAUUGCUAGCGUCCUUAUCCCGCUAUUAGGAUUCGUUUUCUUCAUUUACUAUUGGAAGAAAAAUAAAUUUCGAGCUUGGUUAUGUUUUGGACUUGCUUGGAUACCAACUUUAGCUGUAAUAAUUUUCAUCCUUUGGUUUUUCGGAGUUUUUCUGUUUUGGUUGGGAAGAACAUAA
Trichomonas vaginalis G3 is the source of this 339-nucleotide messenger RNA. RefSeq lists its product as uncharacterized. The coding region runs from base 1 to 339 and encodes 112 amino acids. NCBI's taxonomy places the organism in Eukaryota, Parabasalia, Trichomonadida, Trichomonadidae. The transcript has a single exon. The record is from RefSeq and is a predicted model, not a curated record.